GUUUCCAGCGGAGUGAAUGUCAGAUUGCACCGUUUGGGGACCGUGACGUGGUGAUUGGUCACUUUAAGUUCAUGUUAAAAACUGUUAAGUUAGCGCUAACUAUACUGUGACUGGGUUAGUGGACGUGUUUCGUACAUACCUACGAGUUUUAUUUCAAUACGGAAUUGGACUUUUUCUGUCUGUUUUGAUUGGAAUCAGACGGUUUGCGAUAGUUUUAGCUGACUAUCAGGACUGUGUAACUGACACACGAACCGGUGGCAAUAUGAAGCUCUACAGUCUCAGCAUCCUCUACAAAGGAGCGACCAAAUCCAAUCUUCUCAAAGCGGCCUACGACCUGUCCUCCUUCAGUUUCUUUCAGCGCUCCAGCAUUCAGGAGUUCAUGACCUUCACCAGUGCCUUGAUUGUCGAACGAACAUCUCAAGGAACCCGUGCCUCCGUCAAAGAACAAGAGUACCUGUGCCAUGUGUAUGUGAGAAAUGACAAUUUGGGUGCUGUAGUCAUCGCAGAUACUGAAUAUCCACAGAGAGUCUGUUUCACAUUGCUUGACAAGGUAUUAGAGGAGUUCUCUAGGCAAGUGGACAGUAUAGACUGGCCCUCUGGUAAUCCUGACACCAUUAACUACAAAGCCCUUGACAUUCACCUCUCUAAAUACCAGAACCCCAGGGAAGCUGAUGCAAUGACCAAAGUGCAGGCAGAGCUGGAUGAGACAAAGAUCAUUUUGCACAACACCAUGGAAAGUCUGUUGGAAAGAGGAGAGAAACUGGACGAUCUUGUGGCAAAGUCAGAGCAUCUGGGAAACCAGUCUAAAGCCUUCUACAAGACUGCACGGAAACAGAACUCUUGCUGUGAAAUCAUGUGAUGUCGCUGCCUCGUCCUUCUUGGACAUGCCUCUCUAUCUCUGCCUUUCUGCUUUUCCUACAACUCCCAUCAUCCACCUGCCACCAGCUCUCAACCAAGACAGUUCAGAGGCCGUCAAAUCCAAGAUGGGACACCGAGAAGAGAGCAAGAAAGGAUGGCCAGUCUGAAAUGCGACCUCUGCGGAUUGUGACUGAUGGGGGCUGAAGGAGUGAUGGGGUUUGGUCAGGGGGAAAAAGUAACAUGAAUUAUUUUUAACCAUUGAAAAGUUAAACAUCUGUGCAGUUUUUCAGUACCAGCCGAAGACAUUAGUGUGACGUCAUGUAUUGGUGAUGUGUCGUUAAAAUGUCUUCAAACCAUUUAAUGUUAUUUCGAUUGAAUCAGAUCUUAAUAGUCUGGUCUCCACUCUUAAAAUUUGAAGGAGUAUUAACCAUGGUUGUGCUGCUGCUUUAUGGCAACUCUGACAAUCUCACAGUCUUAUCUCUGUUCAUUCAGCGUGUCCGCAUUGCAGUUCAGUCCUUCUCUGCCCACAAGGUGGCCCUGCUCAUUUACUUUAUGGUUUCAUGAACCUCAGUGCUGAGGUCAGUAGAAAUACUCUAAUAUGAGCCAAGACAGCAGAUGGCUGUUUUGACAUGUGAUAUCUGCUUAAACAGAGAUUUUUAAAUUUCUCUUCUGUACAGGGUUCGGUUACAUAAUUUCUUUGCUGUCGUUAACAUUCCCACUUUGGAUAACUGCGUUAUUAAGUAAUGAUGAAAAUGCUUGAAGCUAAUGAGAAGUUGGAGAUUAGAUGUAAAAUGUAUAACGAUGUUUGCCAUAGAUGCAGCCUUAUUGCAGUGUGGCUAACAUGAAACCCGCUGCCGUGUUUGCGCUCAUUUACGAUGUGUACCGUAGCCAUGCUUUCCAUACUGAUAUUCCCCAUACGACACUUAAUCAGGUUUUUGUGUUCGGACGGCUUGUACCUCUGUCUGUAAUCCCUCUGGGAUUGCUGGCAUUUUACCACCGUUUUUUUGGGGGGGGGUUUUGACAACGGUGAUUCUGGGUAACCUCAGGUGCUCUUGCACUCUGCCCUCUUGUGUGCUGGUCAAGUUUCGAUUAAGUUUAAAGAGAGAACAAACAAGUGUUGACUAAUAUCUUAGACCCCACUUACUUUAAGACACUCCAUGACCGACGCUGUUUGACUAGAGGAGCUUUAUUUUUUUCCUUUGGUGGUAGGGGUAGAAAGUUCAUUCUUCAGGAAGAUAUGCCUUUGGUUGUGCAUUUUAGAUGUUUCUCCACGCUCUUGUCUGUUGUAUGUGUGUGUCUGUGUGAGUGAUUUUUGUGACAUAUACCAUCCGGCUUCAGGCUCUAUUAAUGCUGAGUGCCUGUGUGUGUGUAUAUGCUCGGAGGUUUGUAUGUGUGAUCUGGAGUUGCUCUUUCUGCUUUUACAGUGUAAACUUUUGUGCAAUAUCUGCAGACUGUUGGUGUGACUCUCUUUAAUGGAGAGAAAAACAAAUAUUUCUCAUAAAUUAACCUUUGUGUAUACUUAUGACUAAUUCCCAUAUGAAGUUUGUACAGGGUUGUUUCUGGCAGAUUUGCUGAAUAUCUUUUUUUUUUUUUUUUUCCCACAAUUUUCCAAUUAACAAGUUGAAUUUGAUUGUCUGUCUGAUGUGUGGAGUUAUGCUGUGGCUAUUUGCAGGUCAGGUCUUACUCUGACCAGUGUAUUAAAUGGUCUGCAUUAAACAUACUUUGAUCAAGAUGUGGUCUUCAAAUUCAAAACGGAGACUUCUGAUAAUAAAUGAGUUUUCUGUCUGUGUUAACGUUUUGUUUUUGGAACACUGACUUGUUCAUACACUGUUUGCAGAACAUGUAAUCUUGCUUAGAUAAAAAGCAGAGUGUUUUUCUGUG
This is a messenger RNA of Oreochromis niloticus (Nile tilapia), 2739 nucleotides long. RefSeq names its product YKT6 v-SNARE homolog (S. cerevisiae) (gene ykt6). Gene Ontology annotation, cellular component: Golgi apparatus. The transcript is spliced from 8 exons. Bases 263 to 859 code for a protein of 198 amino acids. NCBI's taxonomy places the organism in Eukaryota, Metazoa, Chordata, Actinopteri, Cichliformes, Cichlidae. Gene Ontology annotation, biological process: endoplasmic reticulum to Golgi vesicle-mediated transport. Gene Ontology annotation, molecular function: SNAP receptor activity. The record is from RefSeq and is a predicted model, not a curated record.